Geodia barretti is the source of this 582-nucleotide messenger RNA. NCBI's taxonomy places the organism in Eukaryota, Metazoa, Porifera, Demospongiae, Tetractinellida, Geodiidae. The record is from the annotation of a GenBank genome assembly.
AUGGAGCCCAACGUGGUGAUGACCCGCACGUUCUCAAAGGUCUACGGGCUUGCGGAGCUCAGCUCGGCUGGGCCUACGCGCCGCCCGCCAUUAUCGACGUGCUGCACCGCAUUCGCGGCCCCCUUCAACGCAACGCCAAACGCCGCGGCGCUCGCUGCGGCGCUCGCCGCGCUGGAGGAUCAGGAUCACAUCGUCCGCUCCUGCCGGCAUAACGAGGCAUGCCGCGAUGCGCUCGCCGCCAGGCUCGACGCCGCCGGGCUCCCAGGUCCGUUACCCAGCGUCUGCAACUUCCUGCUGGUGCGCUUCGGACGAGCCAUGGCCGGGCGCUGCGGCGGCCGAUCGCUUUCUCAGCGAACGCGGGGGUCGGGCCCGUCGGAUGGAGCCUACCACCUCGCCGACUGCCUCAGAAUUACGGUCGGCCUGGAAGCGGAGAAUGAGGCCGUGGCCCAGGUGCUGGAGCCUUCAUGGCGGCGCCUGCGGCAGAGGCAGGCGGCGAACGGUGAGCGAGCCCGAGCCCUUCUCGCGCCGUCGCGCUGUCGGCCUCGGCCUGGUCAACUCCUCGCUCGCGCGGGUCUUGCGUGA